Messenger RNA from Myripristis murdjan (pinecone soldierfish), 2343 nucleotides. RefSeq names its product synaptojanin 2 binding protein (gene synj2bp). Gene Ontology annotation, molecular function: protein kinase binding. The record is from RefSeq and is a predicted model, not a curated record. NCBI's taxonomy places the organism in Eukaryota, Metazoa, Chordata, Actinopteri, Holocentriformes, Holocentridae. The transcript is spliced from 4 exons. Gene Ontology annotation, biological process: establishment or maintenance of epithelial cell apical/basal polarity; receptor clustering; cell-cell adhesion. Gene Ontology annotation, cellular component: basolateral plasma membrane; cell junction. The coding region runs from base 166 to 630 and encodes 154 amino acids.
GCACCUGUAGGGGGCAGCACAGCCACAAAUCCGCGGCCGAGCGCAGCAGAAGGAAGCAGGCGCUGAAUCGAAAGUCCUGAAUGAGUGCACCUUCAGAGGAAUAGUUGGUGCCCCCCUCCGCGUACAGUCAGGACUUUUGAAACCAGCUGGCCUCCGGUAAAGAAAAUGAAUGGAUCACUGCACCCUGCACGCAAAGUGGUGGACAUCAAACUGAAGCGAGGACCCGCAGGCCUGGGGUUCAACAUAGUGGGCGGUGUGGACCAGCAGUAUGUCAUGAAUGACAGUGGCAUUUAUGUGUCCAAAAUCAAAGAGGAUGGAGCGGCAGCGCUGGAUGGAAGACUCAAAGAGGGAGACAAGAUACUGGCGAUUAAUGGAAUCAAACUUGAGGACCGGACGCACAGCGCUACAGUGGAGCUGUUCAGGACAGCAGGGGAGGAUGUGGAGCUCCUGGUCCUGCCAAAGUUGCCCGCCCACAUGAACGGCCCCACCAGCUCACCGCCUGAUGGCGAUUCCUCCUCCUCCUCCUCCUCCUCCUCCUCUUUUGGAGUACUGGCUGCUCUACUGGGAGCUGCUGCUGUCCUUGCAUUCAUUGUCAUGCGGUUCCAGCCACAACUUAGGAAGCACUUUUAACAAUGCCGACAUUGUCUAUAUCGAUAUAUAUAUAUGUAUAUUUUUACGACCAAAAAACUUUUGCUGAAGGCCAAAGAAAGAAGAGGGAAUGAAUUUAAAAAAAAAUAGACCUUAUUUUGGAUUAGCAGGUGUUAAUGUCACGGAUAAGUUUCUCCAAGUUCAUGUUUAUUAUGUGAUAAUCAUAGCUGCUUGACUCCUAUGCAAAAAUGUCGCUCUCUUACUGUAGAGGUUACUUUAACAGAUAAACUUUGUGACUCUUACGAGACAGAAGAAGGAUGUGCACAUUACUUUUCCCUGCUAGUCUGAGCUGAGCUGAGCUCCUCGGGCAGCGGCGAGCAGGCACACCGCCUGCUAAAGAGGCUGCAGUAGAUUCUCGGGUCAAGCCAGACUCACUCAAGCCUCCGGGUCUCUCUAGGCGCAUUUGCAGACUGAAAGACGGCGUUGUGUUCAGCCGCUUGAGGGCCUCUCUCUGCCUUCAUCACUGAAUGGCAGAUCUGUCUGAACGGCGAUAGAGAGCGAACCCGCCGUGUUUUCAGGUUUUAGUGGUAGAGAUUCACAUGAUCGGGCAUGAUUUUUCACCUUGCACUAUUGCACAGAAUUGUGGAAGAAAUGGCAUUCAGUUGUGCUUCCUAUAUAUAUUAAGCUGGGGGAUGGAUAUGGAUAUUGCUGCAGUUUAUGUAAUUGUAAUGAAUUGUGUUCCAUAAUGGACUUUAGAGUGCCUUUUUGUCUUAUUUCAAGCAGUAAUGGUGUUCGGUUCUUGUUGCGCCUCGUCAUUAUCAGAAUGAAAAUCCAGCCUGUUAUGUUUUUGUGUUAAUUGUUUUCUGGGAUUCAUCCAUUACGUCUCACAGUCCCGUUCUAAUAACUAAUUAAUCCAAAGUCCAUUAGCCCGGAGUUGCCAAAGGGGAUUGCUUUGAAGAGUUUGGAUAUCAUUUUGAAGAGUCACACGGUCACUUAGGAGAGACUAUUGCAGCACAACUAUGCAAACAAAGCGUCCUUUAUGUCGUUAUGUGACUUUUUUGAUGUCACUCUGUCACAUUUAAAGCGUCUUUGAGAUGUAACCGUGUUGGUAUUACCAGUCACAACCCUGUGGCUUUCCAUAAAACAGGACCACGUAUCCGUUCACUCAUUUCAAAUUAAGGCCAGUGCAAGUGUCAAGCAAUUACAACACACCUUCUGCUAAAUCUCUCUGUCUUGUGGAUGAAUAUGGUAACGGGUGUAUUUUAUACAAAGGGAAUUGAGUUGUUCAUUUGGUGAAACCUGAUAGGCUUAUGGAGUCAUCAGCCAAGUGUCAAAGCACUAACAGCUUAAUACUGAGAAGCAAUUUGGAGCAACACAGCUGACGGGGGGAGGGAGGGCCAGUUUCUGAGGGAUAAUGUGUUGAUGUCAACAACUUCAUAUGUUUUGCACUAACCACAAUCAUGGAGCUCAUCCAGUAAUUGCCAUAGAGCAGAUGGCUGUAAGGGUGUUGUGUGUAUCGAGCUGUAUUUCCUCUCUCGUCAGUCUGCAGCAUAUCUGUCUGUCAUGUAAAUGUCUCUGAAUUUACCGGUAUGUGGCUUCGUUAUCUGUAAAUACAUGUCAUAUUGCUCUGCCUGACUGGGAUUGUGAAUAAGUAUACUUGCAGUAUGCCAAGAACAUAGAUCAGAAGCACUAAAUUAUGCAAAUACUAUGUGUUUGAUGUCCAAGCACCUAUUAAAAAAUUCAUGUUGAAUUCCU